Molecule: messenger RNA, 1756 nt
Organism: Morone saxatilis (striped sea-bass)
Lineage: Eukaryota; Metazoa; Chordata; Actinopteri; Moronidae
Gene: tnfsf13b
Product: TNF superfamily member 13b
Exons: 6
Coding region: 411-1208 (265 amino acids)
Biological process (GO): immune response
Cellular component (GO): membrane
Molecular function (GO): receptor ligand activity; tumor necrosis factor receptor binding
Source: RefSeq, a predicted model, not a curated record
UGCAGCGCAGGCUGUUUGCUAGAAUGUGGUAAAGCUGAGAUGUGUUUUUAUCAUUUUUGAGGGAGGAAGAUGAAGAGAAAAAGGAGAGAGAUUUGUCAGGGCCACUGGUCAGGCAGGAAGCUGUGAGUGUGGUUAGCUGAGCGGAACAGUAGAGAGGAAGCGGUGUUGCCCUUUUUUGUACUGUAUUUGUUCUGCGUAGUCCCUCAGACUGAACUGGAACUGGCUACUGGACGGACAAAAGCGAGAGUUAAAGAAACCAGGAGCACAUUUAGACAGGAAUUAAGAUAAAGCUGAAGAGAAAACAUUGAUGACAGACGCAAACAUCCACCCACCCAGCACAAGUCAGCAGCAUAGUUGAGGCGUGAGACGAGUCAUGCUGUGAGCUCUCUGGGCAUUGCCUGGCUCCCACGAUGGCAGUUUUGGCAGGUGUGGAAGCUGGGACUGGACAAAGGGCAGGUGAAGGGAGGCUGUCCUGGCCAGUUUUCCUGCUGACCCUAGCAGCUAUCACCUCCUCCUCUCUUUCAGCGUUGUCCCUGUACCAACUGUUGGCUCUCAGAGCUGAGGUGGAGGGACUCAAAUCUGAGGUCUGUCGCAGGAGAGAAGAGGGACGAGAGGCCAAGCAUGGAGACCAGGACUUUAUUGUGUCUGUUCAGACUGGUAAUAUCAGUAGCAGGAGAAGCAGCCAAGAGCCCCUUCACCAACCUGGGUCUCAACAUGGUUUCACCCUAAUGAGGAGGAAAAGAUCUGGAACAGAGACAUUAGUUUCUCAACCUUGCCUGCAGUUGUUGGCAAACCGUAGCAGGAAAACCUUCAGCAAAGAAUAUUCAUCAGAGCUGUGCACAGGUAUCCCCUGGCAGUCUGGGCUGAGGAGAGGCACUGCCCUGGAGGUAGACGGAGACACCAUGUUAGUCAGAGAGGAGGGCUUCUACUUUGUGUACAGUCAGGUCUACUACAUGGACAGCACCUUUGCAAUGGGUCACGUGGUGAUCCGGAGGAAGAGGAACGUGGUGGGGAAUGAGUAUCCCAACCCGGUCCUGUUCCGCUGCGUCCAGAAUAUGAACCCCGUCACCCCUUUCAACACCUGUUACACAGGAGGUAUUGUGAAGCUGGAGGCCGGGGACCACGUGGAGCUGCUGAUCCCUCGCUCCAGUGCCAACGUGUCCCUGGAGGGAGACUCCACCUUCCUGGGUGGCAUUAAACUGGCUUAAAGUGCGUCACCUCACUUUGGACCGGAGGUACGCUUUUGUGGAACGAACUGUGCAACAAGGCAGAGUUAUGGUGAUCUUGUCUGAAGUAGACACUUCUGUACCAGCUGAAUGUGUUGACUUGUUCAGCCUGAGGGAACAUGAAGGGGACUGUGAGUUGAUGGCAUGAUCUUUGCUCUUAAGAAUACAUACAUGCACCUUAUAGCUGCAGCUGUAUUAUACUCAUUUCAAGCACACAAUAUUGUAAAAACUGUAUGCUUGUCUGAAACAAAUGCUUUUUCUUCAAAUGAUCACAAGCACAUGGCAAGGUCUGACUUGUGGGAGAUGUGUAAAAUCGUUCUUCUACUGUUUAGAUCAAUAGUCUUUCCUCCUGUAGCAGCAGCAGUUCUUCUCGUAUGCUUUAAUAUUUUAGAUAUUUGAACAUCAUCGGUCUGAUUGAUCAUCUGAAUGCCGUGAUUUAAUUCUAGUUCACAUGUACUAUAUGUUUGAUUGAAAAUUCAAGAUGCAAUAAAGUGGCAGUUGCACAAGAGAUGACAUCAUCUGGAAUCCGG